CGGCCCUGUGCAUUGUGGUCCGGCGGCGGGGGGCGAACAUGGCCGAGAAGCAGAAGCACGAUGGGCGGGUGAAGAUCGGCCACUACGUGCUGGGGGACACGCUGGGGGUCGGCACCUUCGGCAAAGUCAAGAUUGGUGAACACCAGCUGACAGGGCACAAAGUGGCAGUGAAAAUACUGAACAGGCAGAAAAUCCGCAGCCUGGAUGUGGUGGGCAAGAUCAAACGAGAAAUUCAAAACCUGAAACUCUUCCGGCACCCUCACAUUAUCAAACUGUACCAGGUCAUCAGCACACCGACAGACUUCUUCAUGGUGAUGGAAUACGUGUCUGGGGGUGAAUUGUUUGAUUACAUCUGUAAGCACGGACGCGUGGAGGAGGCAGAAGCUCGGCGCCUUUUCCAGCAGAUCCUCUCUGCAGUGGAUUACUGCCACAGGCACAUGGUGGUGCACAGGGACCUGAAGCCAGAGAACGUGCUGCUGGAUGCACACAUGAAUGCAAAGAUCGCUGAUUUUGGACUGUCCAACAUGAUGUCAGAUGGUGAAUUUCUGCGCACCAGCUGUGGUUCCCCAAAUUAUGCAGCCCCUGAAGUCAUCUCUGGAAGGCUCUACGCUGGCCCAGAGGUGGACAUCUGGAGCUGUGGUGUCAUCCUGUACGCCCUGCUGUGUGGCACUCUGCCUUUUGACGACGAGCACGUCCCCACCCUGUUCAAGAAGAUCCGUGGGGGAGUGUUUUACAUCCCUGAAUACCUCAACCGCUCCGUGGCCACGCUCCUCAUGCACAUGCUGCAGGUGGACCCCCUCAAGAGAGCCACCAUCAAGGACAUCAGGGAACACGAGUGGUUCAAGGAGGAGCUGCCCAGUUACCUGUUCCCGGAGGACCCUUCCUACGACGCCACGGUGGUGGACGACGAGGCGGUGCGCGAGGUGUGCGAGAAGUUCGAGUGCACCGAGUCGGAGGUGCUGAACAGCCUCUACAGCGGCGACCCCCAGGACCAGCUGGCCGUGGCCUACCACCUGGUCAUCGACAACCGCCGCAUCAUGAACCAGGCCAGCGAGUUCUACCUGGCCUCCAGCCCCCCCACCGGCUCCUUCAUGGACGACAGCGCCCUGCACAUCCCCCCGGGCGUGAAGCCGCACCCCGAGCGGAUGCCGCCGCUCAUCGCCGACAGCCCCAAGGCUCGCUGUCCCCUGGACGCCCUCAACACCACCAAGCCAAAGCCCCUGACUGUCAAAAAGGCCAAGUGGCACCUGGGGAUCCGCAGCCAGAGCAAACCCUACGACAUUAUGGCCGAGGUGUACCGGGCCAUGAAGCAGCUGGACUUCGAGUGGAAGGUGGUGAACGCCUACCACCUGCGGGUGCGCCGCAAGAACCCCGUGACCGGCAACUACGUGAAGAUGAGCCUGCAGCUCUACCAGGUGGACAACCGCAGCUACCUGCUGGACUUCAAAAGCAUCGAUGACGAGGUGAUGGAGCAGAGGUCUGGCUCCUCCACGCCGCAGCGCUCCUGCUCGGCCGCGGGCUUGCACCGGCCGCGCCUGAGCAUCGACGCGGCCGCGGCCUCCGAGUGCCAGUCUCUGAUGGGCUCCCUGAGCGGCUCCUUCGUGGGCAGCAUCCCCUCGGUGCCCCCUCGCCUGGGCAGCCACACCAUGGACUUCUUCGAGAUGUGUGCCAGCCUCAUCAUGGCCCUGGCCCGCUGAUGCGCCGGCCCCUCUGCGCGCUGCGAGGAUCCGCAACGACUCGUCCUUCCUUCCUUCCUCCUCCUCCCCUCACUGCCCCACAGAGCCAAGUCCAGACCCAAAAUGUGCUCCCCUCUAGCGAGGCACCAAGGAAAUUAACUUCAAAUCUCUCCUUGUGCCUGGAGAAAUGAAUCCAAUACCUUUUUUUUGUUUUUUUUUUCUUUCCUUGUGAACCCCGUGGGAAAUGUUAAGGCUGUAAAGUAACAAACGUUAUCGCUGAGUUUUUGGAAAACACCUCCCCCCUGGUUCAUCCUGAGGUGAUGGAGGCAUAGCCAUGCUUUCUGUGUGGAGUUUGAUGUUUCCCUGAUGCUGUGCAGAGCAGGGGCAGGCUGGGCUGAGCCAGGGCAGAGGGGUUAACCCAGAGCUCUGUGAGAUGGAGUGGAGGGUGAUGAAACAGCUCUGCAGUGUUCACACCCAGGUACCAGCCCCUCUAACCCUUUUCUCCCUAAAGCAGCAGCUGCUUAGAUGCUUCUGCACUAGUGCAAUAUCACCUCCCUCCCCUCUCUUUUUCCCUCUGCUGAAGAUGGGCAGGGAAGGUGGGAUGUGCAAAGGUCCUGGUGCAAACCUGCUGUGGGGAGGCCACUCUUUGCAGAGGAGUGUCCCUAAGGUGCAAUCUUUGCAGAGGAGUGUCCCUAAGGUGCAAUCUUUGUCCCUGUCCACUCUUUGCAGAGGAGUGUCCCUAAGGUGCACUCUUUGUCCCUGUCCACUCUUUGCAGAGGAGUGUCCCUAAGGUGCACUCUUUGUCCCUGUCCACUCUUUGCAGAGGAGUGUCCCUAAGGUGCAAUCUUUGCAGAGGAGUGUCCCUAAGGUGCACUCUUUGUCCCUGUCCAUUCUUUGCAGAGGAGUGUCCCUAAGGUGCAGUCUUUGCAGAGGAGUGUCCCUAAGGUGCACUCUUUGCAGAGGAGUGUCCCUAAGGUGCACUCUUUGUCCCUGUCCACUCUUUGCAGAGGAGUGUCCCUAAGGUGCUUUAUUUAGCCCAAGGGCUCUGGACAGCACUGACCUGCUCGCCAGCUCGGAGCUGAAGGCAGAUUGCCUUUCCUCACCUCCCUCCAGCCUGCUCCCCCUCCCCUGGUGAACCCCAAGCAGGGUGCAGGUGAGCAGAGGACAGGAUCUGGAUCACCCAGCUGAGACCCCAGCACUCCCCCGCGGGCUGGGAUGGUCCCUGAUGGGCAGGAGCCAUCAGCAGCGCACAGCUCCGGAGCACUCACCUCUCACCUUUCCCCUAGGAAGCUCUGCCUGUUGCCACCUGCCCAAAAUCGCUGCCAAAUCUGCCUUCCCUGCUGCUGGACACUCGCUGCCCCUGCCCAAGGGCUCUCCCAUCCUGCUGCUGCCCACUGGACUGUGACCUUCACUGCUCCGCUGACCAGGCAGGGAUAUCCCAACCCGGAAUUUUACUGUUCCUUUGCUACUGGCUAUCUGAAGGAUGGGAUUUUAUUUUUUAAGAUGAACUGAGGGGGUUUUUAAGGUUAAAUUCUUACCCUAAUGCAUGUGUGACUUCUUUGUUUAAAAGAGUUAUUAUUUUUUAUUACACGGGAUUAAUCUAAUAGGCAGCGUUGGCAUCUGCUGGGCUUUUACAUGGUAUUUAAUUCCAUUUACUUGAUUAUGAAGUAAUAGUCUAAUCAAGGAACAAAUGCUUUAUGAAAGCUUUGCCAAAAAAAUGUUGGAUGGGGGGUUUGGUUUUGUUCUGUUUUUUUUUUUUUUUUAAAAUGUUUUGUUUUAAGAAACAAAGCAAAGAACUUUCGCUAGUCCCAGGUAUGCAGUCAUUCAACUUGAAAAAUAAUGUGAUCUGUCUUUUUGAUAUCUUCUUAUGACCCCUUGAGGUUUUUUCCUAGGGUUUUUUUUUGUACAGUUGCACUUUAAUUUAUACUUUCUGCAGGUUUGUAUGAGAAGCAAGGAAAAGAACAACAAAUUAAUCCUUUUUUACUAAUCAUUUAAGGUAAUCCAGACAAACACGGGAUAUUUUUGCCAUCUACUGGCAGUUAAAUGGACCUAUUCAGUUUGAAGUCCCUUUUUUUUAAAAAGAACCACAAAAUUGCCUUACUUUUGUUACAGGUUGUGCUUGGAUCCUCACUAACAUGACUUUACAACUGCAAUUUUUCCAGAAGCCGCACAAAGUAGAAAGCUUCCAAAAAAAAAGAAAAAAAAAUUAGAAAAAAAAAUCAGUUUUGUUGUUAAGCUCUUGAACACUAAAUCCAACACAGCAGUGGUUGGACUGUAAGAAAUACUGGAAAUAUUUGUAGUGCUCCUAGGUUUUGUAAUGAGCCUUUUAUUACAUUAUGAUUAUUAAAUAAGUACUCUGGGGUGAGGAUGGCUUUGGUGCUGUGCCUGGUGGCUGCCAGGUGAUUUUUGUCCCCAGUGCUGUGGUGUGAGUUUGGAUGGAGAAUUCAAACUCCUGCAUGCAAAAAAAAAAAAAAACAAAACCCAAAAAAACCCCACCAAACCCCACCCCAGAGUCAAAGCUGAGGAGCACCCAACCCUUCAGCAGCUUUUGGAUCAAGGCUGAGAUGAGCAAAGAGCCCUGAAUGGUUUGGGGUGAUGGGGAUAAACCCCUUUGCAAAGGAGCAGGAGCAGCUGUAGGGCCAGGCAUUCAUUUCCAUCCAGGAAGCAGCAAUGAGUGAAAUGUAUUUCAAAUGUUAAAGGCUUUUCAAAUCUUCACUCCCCGCUGAGCAUCUUGCCAAGUCCUGGCAGCACCUGUAGCCCCCUUGAUAAGGGGCUGGUGUGUUGCAGUCUGGGGCUCAGGAGAAGGUAGAUGUACUGAUGUCUUUUUUCAAAUUGACUUUUGUCCUCUGGGAUUUCCUACCCAGCAGAACUAAUAGUAUUAAGCAGCAGCAAAUGCCCUUGGGAGGAAAUAUUCGCUUCCUGGAGGCGGGUGGGAUUUCUAGGUUGUAGAAUAAGCCCCUUGUGGCACUUGGCAUCUUCUCCGACCCGUGCAAACAUUAACUGCUGUGUGGAUCUGCAGAGCCAGUCCUGCCUGGAGGGCAGGCAGAGUUACUCAGCUUUCCAUAUGGAGAGACACAAAGGGAUGAAGCACUCCCCAGCUCAGGCUCAGCAGAGGCAGUGCAGGGAGCAGGACUGGUGGAAGCACCCCCCCAGUGACCAGGUCGGGCUGAACGGUCCAUCACAGCCUUGCCCAAAUCCGUGCUGCACUUCGGAACACUCUGAGGACUUUCACUUAUUUUUAUUAUUUAUUUUACCUUCAAAUAGGCCGUGUUCUGUUUCCCAGCUGCAGAGGAGCUGCUGACCUCCAGUGACAUUUUCCAGAGGAAGAGUUUAACUUCCACACUGUUACACUGUGGUCAGCUCUUUUUGAGUUAUGCUGGUACUUGCACAAGCGUUGGGAAAAGCAGGGUAGACAAUAUUUGAACUACAGAAACUUGAAUUACUCCAAGUGCAAUUCUUCAGAAGCCGCUGCACAGCUGUGCUUUGCAAGCCACAAGCUCACCCACAUUCUGCUUCAGCCCGAGGGGGAGGGAGACAAAAUGCAAAGGGUAAAGAGUUCAGAUGGGCUCCAAGAGAAACCUCCAGCUCCUGGAUGAGUUAAUUCAGAAAUACCUUGUGCUGCUCUUGUUGGAAGCUAUAUAGAUGUAAAUAUUAUAUAUGCAUACGUGCAUAUAAAAAAAAAUAUAGGUGGCAUCCCUGUCAUUGACCUCUCAGCUUUAUUCUUCCAGCAGGGCAGGUGUGUGCCCUGGACACUGCCACCCCUCACUAAUCCCAGCCUCUGAGAGGACCUGGACAAAGGGAAUGCUACUUUUACACCCUCCUUUAGGUAAAGCCCAUGAGUAGCUUAGCUCACCCCAUCAGGCUCAGCAUGGCCUUGGCCAGGGCUGGGAGGGGAGGUGGCAUCAGGAGCUGUGAGACUCCUGCCCUCCCACCCCUGCUGGCCAAAGCCCUGGUGCUGAUGGAGUUUGGGGCAGGUUUAUUUUCAGGAGCUGGAGCUGAGCAGGUAAAGGCAGCAGGAUAUUUCUUUUUUUUUUCCCUUCAACGGGUCAGAAAUGCAUCUUCAGCUGUGUGUCCAGUUUAGCAUUUCACGAGGUGCGUACAAGCACAGGGGAAUAUGUGGGCAGUGUUGUAAAAACGUGAAGCAGCUGGUUAGUGUGUGCUGUGUAUACCUUUCUGUGUGUGAUUAUAGUGGCGUUUGUGUUGGAAUAGAUGAGGUUUGAACAAAAUAACCCUUCUGUCUACUCCUUUUCAUUUCACUGCUCUGUGCUGUCAGCGUGCAGCCCUGUAGGAGGAAGAGGGGGCUGUGAGCAGGACGUGAACUCGUGCCUUCGCUGCGCGUUGGGACUGCUGGAAGUGGCAGCUUUGUUUCACGAGGUGCACAAUUUCCCCAGCUCGUGCAGGAUCCCCCCUCUGAGACAUGCAGGCCGUGUUUCUAAAUACUUGAAGUACCAUUUGUUGUGCAAUUAUUUGGCUUCACCCUUUUAUGAGCUGAGAGGAGAGAGGGAAGAAGAAUCGCACAUCUGGAUGAGCCAAGCCAACCCCCGCUCGAGCUCCUGCUGUUUCUUUCCUGGAAAGUUUUAGGAUCUGGUUUUGUUCCAGGUAUAUGAUGGACCUUACUAGAGUCACCUUUCUUAAGGUCUUACUUUGGUAUGGGCUUUUAAUUUAGUGCUUUCCUUUGGCUUCCUUAGCCCUCCCCUUAUAUAUCCCUUUUUCAUCAUUCGCUUAUUUAAAAAAAAAACGCAACAGCUUCUUGUAAUUCUGAAUUCCCAGUCUGCCUCCCGGCCAUGGAGUUAAUGAUUCAGCCAGAGGUACCUCAGUCCCAUGCCUGAGAGGUGAGCUGGGUUUCAGAGUUCCCACAUGACACCUACUGAUGGAACUUUUGCAGAGAGCACACCUGGUAUUCGAUGCACAGAUCUUUGCUCAUUUUAAUUGUCAAAAUUAGGAGAACUAGACUGUGAAUCAGAGCCCUACCUGCAAGCACGAGUACACUUUUGGUGUUAGAGUCUGUUUUCAACAAAAGCCUUGAAGUUCCUGCUGAAGCUGCCUUAAUUUAAAAAUCAAAGUUUAUUUGUAAGACUCAUCUCUGAUUAUUAUUUUUUUUUUAAAGUUUGGAAAUAGUUUAUUUAUCCUCAUCUCACGAAGCUGUGAAGUAGAUCCUGUAGCCAUGGUAAUAUUUAUUCUUGUUGCUGAAGGCAUGUUCAUGUGUUCUGUAUCAUGUUAUAUUCACGUGGUUUGUACCUCAAUGCAUUUUUGUUUUUCUUCUUUUAGCGCACAAAGCAAAACUGAAUCCCAGGAUUUCUGUGGUGUCCUUGGCCCAGCAUCUUUGGGCAGACAAACCUCAGCUCUAUGAGAGAGGUAAACUGGACUUGUCCACUGCAAUUCUUAAAUUCAUACUCUAAGGAGUAUUUUAUGAUUUAUAAUAUUAUGUAUUUAUAAUUUUAAGAAAAAGAUACCGAACUUUAAAAAGUUCUGAGUAGAAGCAUCCCUUCAAACAUAUCAUUAACAUGAAGCUCAGAAAAAAAAACCCUGGGCUCUAUAAACACUCCAUUAUUCUUGAUAUUUUCUAUUUUGUCAGCUGAGGGCCUGGAGAGGGUUUUGUUUCCCAGUUCAUGGCUGUAAUACUUUCUGUUAUGGGAGGGCACAGAGCCCUGGUUCAGUUUUGUCCUUUGUGCAUCAGAUAAUCACAACGAAGCCUUUUUCCUUCCAUUUAUGGUGUGGAAAGUGUUUCUUGGUGUACUGCACUGCAUGUGAUAGCUGUCUCCAUGGUUGACAUUUGCACUUUAAUAAACUCAGAGAUGAAAAGAGA
Taeniopygia guttata (zebra finch) is the source of this 7482-nucleotide messenger RNA. RefSeq names its product protein kinase AMP-activated catalytic subunit alpha 2 (gene PRKAA2). Gene Ontology annotation, molecular function: ATP binding; AMP-activated protein kinase activity. Lineage: Eukaryota; Metazoa; Chordata; Aves; Passeriformes; Estrildidae. Gene Ontology annotation, biological process: intracellular signal transduction; protein phosphorylation. Gene Ontology annotation, cellular component: cytoplasm. The record is from RefSeq and is a predicted model, not a curated record.